Nerophis lumbriciformis (worm pipefish) is the source of this 5196-nucleotide messenger RNA. The record is from RefSeq and is a predicted model, not a curated record. Lineage: Eukaryota; Metazoa; Chordata; Actinopteri; Syngnathiformes; Syngnathidae.
AUGAUGGUGAAAAAUCUCCUCCCCUUCAACUUGGUGAACACAGACGAAUACAAGGAGGCUCUAGCAGCUCUGAACCCCAAGUACAAGCCCUGCGACAGAUUAAAGCUGUCUGACACCCUGGUCCCAGCGUGGUAUGAGGUGGAGAAGGCCAAUUUGAUCUCUGAGCUAGAUCAGUUUAGCAAGGUAGCUAUUACUGCUGACGGCUGGACAGCUGUCACGCAGGAUCACUACCUCUCCGUAACUGUGCACUACGUCUCGGAGGGUCAGUUAACGGAGAAAGUCCUCAACACCAGAGCCGAAGAAAUAGAUGAGAUCAUGAAAGAGUUCAAGAUCCAAGCGAAGGUCGUGGCAGCCACCGUUGACAACGCUGCCAAUAUGAAUGUUGCUGCCAAGAAGCUCCACCUGCUCAAGUUUGGGUGUUUUGCUCACACCUUAAACGUGGCAGUGCAGAAGAUCUAUAGCAUCUUGUCAGUAUUCAACUGGGCAGCGAGGAUCCGUGCCAUGGUGGUGUGGUUGAAGCGGUCCCACAGGGCCAAAGUGGUCUUGAAGGACAAGCAGCAGCUCCUCAGUCUGCCCUUCCAUAGGCUGAUCUUGGACGUGAGGACGAGGUGGAAUUCUCUGUAUCAGAUGGUUCAGAGUUUUUUUGAGCAGUUCCCCGUCGUCCAAGCUGCUCUGGUGGACCCACGGCUCAGGAAGCAAGCGGAGAAGGACCGAGUAAACAGCUUGGACAUCGCAGACUUUAGGAAGGCAGAGGAGUUUGUGCAGCUGAUGGAGGUGCUCUACACCUCUACUCUCUGCGUCUCAAGUGACAGACACCCCACCUGUGGCCAGAUUAUUCCAAUCCUGCAGAAAUUGGAAGCCCACUUCACUGUCUGCCAGGUGGACUCAGCCUUUGUAAAGGCCAUCAAGCAGGCCAUUUGGGGUGAUCUGUCUAAACGCUACCAGAGUCCACCUGCUGUGAAGAAGAAUAGGACUCCCUGCUUGGAUGACCUGUUUCCAGCGGAGGACGAUGGUGAACUGCAGCCCAUGACACAGAGGAGCAUCCCAGACGGAGUAGACCAGGAAAUCCAGGUGUACAGAGGCCUUCCUCUCACCAACAUGCAGGCCAACACUGCCAUUUGGUGGUUUGCUCGUUCCACGCCAAGUGAUUGUGUUUUUUCGACCGCUGGCGACACGAUUGGCAAAGAGAGGGUGCCAGCGGUCCGUGGGGAGCCAGCGGUCAUCAGGGAGGAGCCUGCUGUCCAGGAGGAAGCCCAGGUGCCGCUGCAGGUCUUCAAAGAUAUGGUUGCUUCUUUUCCUCUCCCUAGUGAUAGUGGUAGUGUUAGUGUUAGUGAACCUCAGUCCGUCCGCGGUCGUGUGGCAAUGGUCGAGAGGGAUCGUCGGGGAAUUAGUCAACACCCAGCAUCAGGUGCUGUGGGUGUUGAGCAGGAAAACUGUCCCUUUGUGACUCUGCGUAAUGGAUUAGAGGGAAUUUUCAGGCAGUACAGCACGUGUCUGCUGACACUGGUAACGUCUACAUCUGCCAUCAUCUGUGAGGAUGGACAGUUCGCUGUGGUCGACAGUCACUCACAUAAUGGCCUGCAUCACUACAUCUGCUGUUUGGCUGACGCUCUCAGUCCAGGGCCGAAGCCUCUUGAGCUGUGUGGCGUUAGGGUUAGUGUAGGUGUAAGUCCAGCGUUGUCUGGAGCUUCUGUCAAGAGUUGCAUCUUUGAGAUGAACACUGCUGCAGCACCUGAGCUUAGUGACAUCAAUGAUGUUUGUGCCACCACCUCCUUGUUUGAGAGUGAUGCAGGUCAAGCUACCCACCUGUGUGUCAGAGUCGGGCUGGUGUUGAAGCGAGCCGAGCACUGUCUGGCGCUUCUGUUCUCACUUUUUAAAGUGAAGUUAGCAGUGGCUCAACAGCAGAAUUUGUUGCCACCGAUGGCAAAUAGCCGUUUUGAUAGCGUUAUAGUCAACUCUGAUGUAGUGUUUAUCACUGCAUCAGAGAGUGAGAAACAGUUUUUCCGUCCCCUCGGUGAUGACGUUUGUAGGGCUUUGUGUAGUCAAUUAAAAGUAGAUUUUAUGAAAGUCGGUGUCUGGUGCAUAGAGGUGAGCUACUUAGGUGUUCCCUCCCUUAGCGAGAAAAUAGUUCCGGAUGGGAACUGCUUUUUCAGAGCUGUUUCUCAGGCUGUCAGUGGUUCACAGAAGAACCAUCGUAAGAUUAGACUGGCAGCCUGUAGAGACCUAGAAAAGAAUGAGGCUAGGUAUCGGGGUCUUUUGAGGAGCGAUAUGUCGCUUUUGUCCAGGAUGAAGUGUGUCAAGACUUGGGCCACAGAGGUUGAAAUCCAGGCCACUGCAGAUUAUUUAGGCAUUGACAUUUUUACAUUUGAUGAUAGUCGUUGGCUAAAGUAUAGUUGCAGCAGUAAGUGUUUGUCAGCGGACUGCAUUUACUUGGAGAAUGUCGGGGGCCAGCAUUUUGAGUACGUUGUUUGUGUUUUAAAGCCUGGACUGCAAAGUUGUCAUGGUUAUUGUAAAUUAGGCAGGGAUAUAGGCUGUAGCACUAGGUCUUCAGUGAAAGAUGGAGCGGGGCAGGCAGUAGAUGGGAUAGAUUGUCUAGAUUCAGGUAAAGAUUUUAUAGAGGUUGUAGAGGGCAGUACAAUAAGUAGGGAUUCUAGUGCGACAAAGUAUUUAAAGCGUAAGAAAAGACUGCAGGAUACAUUUAAUGUUAGACGUCGAGAGACGUGCCCUGCUUUAUGUACAGAAGUAAGUCUUGCCCCGCGGGAAGGUAAUAGUCAGGUUAGAAUGCUUUCUGACAAAUUAAAUGAGCCGAUGUGUUUCCCUGUGCUGUUUCCGGAGGGCACAAAUACAUUCCACACCAGCCGCAUGCAUCGCUUAAAAUUGUCGCGCUAUUUUAAUAAUCUGAUAAUGCAUGCCGACGGCCGUUUUGCGCACAAUGUGGAAUAUAUAUUCUUUAGCCAGUAUAUUUCUUAAAUGGACCAAGUUAGCAUUUCGGUCGCGAUGCGUAAAGGUAAGGGGGUCAGUAUUCUCAAAGACGACGAAUCUCUGAAGCGCUUGCUACAGUUCGAUGACGGUUUUUGUUUCCUUUGGCCCAUUCGCGGGACGCCAGCUUUUUGGUCUUCGUCUCAGAAAGACCUUUUGGCUUGGGUCCGCCAAUGGGGGAUUCCAACAUGGUUCUGCUCCUUUUCUUCUGCUGAUUUGCGCUGGCAGAAUCUCCUUGCCAGCAUCCUGAGACAGGAAGAGACAGCAGAACAGUUAGAGUGGGCCGAUAGGUGCGAGUUGUUGCGUCGCAACCCGGUCACAGCCGCGAGGAUGUUUGACUAUAGGUGGCACUGUUUUUUGAAGGAAGUACUCAUGUCCCCGUCUCAACGAGUUGGCAAGAUUGUAGAUUACUUUUAUCGAAUUGAGUUCCAGCAGCGUGGGUCCCCCCAUGGUCAUGUGCUGUUUUGGAUUGAGGGAGCUCCCCAAAUUUAUAAAAACACAGAUUUAGAAGUUGCAGAGUUUAUUGAUAAAUAUGUGACAUGUGAGCUACCCUCAGACGAUGACACACUAUUGGAAGUUGUGUCAUCGGUUCAAACGCAUUCAAAACGGCAUACAAAGUCAUGUCGUAAAAAUAAAACGAAAUGCCGUUUAAAUUUUUCAAAACUAAUCUGCAGGUUCAUCUGCAAAAUCAAAGAAUUUGUUUGUGCUAAAAAGGGAACGAGGACAGAGGGUAGUUGUAUUUCAGAAAACAGGCCACAGUGCAGCUGUCUGGGCGAUGCGGGACAGUAGUUGCCAAAGGAGGUUGCGCGGUUGAAUAUGUCGAGAGUAAAAGAUGCCAUGGAGAGGGAGGAGCCUUUUGGUAGCGUAGAAGAGUUGUUUGCCAGUGUGGGCAUCAACCAGGCAGUCUUGGAGCUCGCUUAUAGGCAGCUGGAGACUAAGAAUAAGGUGGUUUAUAGGCGAGAGGUAAACGACACCUGGGUUAACCAGUAUAAGUUGUGGAACGCUAACAUGGACAUUAGCUUUGUCAAUGACGCCUACGCAGUCAUCGUAUACAUAAUAAAGUACAUUACAAAAGCAGAGACGGAAAUAGGUCUGUUAUUUAGCAAUGCCCUUAAAGAAGCAAAUAAACAAGGAAAUCUCUCAGCUAAAGAUGCUUUAAAGAAACUGGGCAGUGUAUAUUUACACAACAGAGAUGUCUGCGCUCAGGAGGCAGUGUAUAGGCUAAUAAGCAUGCAUUUGAAAGAAUGUUCCUGGAAGGUCGUGUUUAUUACAACAGGGAAUAACAUUGUGUGGUCGCGAAAGGCUUCCUCAGAGGGUCUUAGGUCAGAAGACAUGUGGAUGACAAGUAUUGUAGAUAGGUUAACCAGUCGGUUUGAGGAUAUGUGCAUAGACACAUUUUGUUCGGAGUAUCGUGUUCUCAGCAAGAAUGAAAAAUCAGACAAUAGAAUUGCACUACAAGGGGGUUUAGGGUUCAUCUUGCGGAGAACACAAACUCAGUUUGCCGUCGUUCGCUACAUGCUGUUUAAAUUAGACAAACAGGAGGAAGCCCACUUUCAGAGUUUGCUGCAGUUGUUCCUUCCUCAUAGAACUGAUUUAGACCUCAAGUCGGAAGGCUUUGAGUUCUACAAACAGUUCUAUGAGGAAGGUAAUGUGACGUCGGCUGGCGGGACCGCGCGGCCAGUGCGAGACGUCGUCAAUAAAAACAGGGCAAAGUUUGAAGUGGACUCGGACCGGUUCGAUAAUGUCGAUGACGAUGUGUGGGGGGACCUUUGUCCUGAACAGCAAAUCGAACACAUGGAAUGUUUAGAGGAGAGGCGGCGAUAGCAGCAGGGGGAAAUUAGGGAAGAGCAGCUAGUUGAAUUGGAGGAAAAUGUCCCCGAUUUGUUUGUUGGUGGUAAACAAGUAGCUCAAUUUGAGAGAAACACCAACAUUUUGUCUAGAAGGGAGGGUUUAGUUCUGGUCCAUUCUCUGAAUGAGACGCAGAGGAGCAUUUUUGAUAGGAUUAGGAAAUGGUGCCUAGAAAAGGUGAUGGGAAAAAACCCAGAACAUUUCCAUGCGUUCGUAACUUGUGGGGCAGGUACUGGAAAAAGCCAUUUGAUUAGAGCUAUCCAGUACGAGGCAGGGAGACUAUUGUCGCGUCUGUACCAACCAGAUGAAACCUGCGUACUCUUAACUGCUCCCACAGGCAUAGCUGCAUACAAUUUAAUGCACCCGUAG